AAUAAUUAUUGAUAUCCGUAUAUUUAUUUGAUAGGCUUAUGAUUAUAUUAGUUAACAGCAACAUCCAUUGUAUAAAGCAUUAUUGAAUUCCAAAUUAUAAUAGCUAUGUUAAGCAUAGUUACUGCAAAAUCUACCCUAAAGUUUGAACUUAAACAAUUCAUCCAAGGAUCUCUUUCCAAUCCCCAAUAUGCUAAGUAAGCUAAUAUUUAUAUCCCUGUCUCUCAUUUAUAUACCAUAUAUAUGAAUUAUUUGCCAUAAUUAUGUAGAUGUCCUGGCGAUGAAUAAACCGAUGGAACUGGAUCAAUACUUUUCCAAUUCAACGCAAUUUUUGUAAUAAGCCAACUUCCUGAACCCAUUUUCUGUGCAACAAAUGAAUUUCAACUAAAAGUAAAAAAACAACGUUGAUAAUCCAAUUACAGUUGAUGACGAUGAACCAUAAUAAGAGUAGAAAAAAUGUCACAAUCCACUAUGCAAGAAUGUGGGUGACAAAAAGAUCAAGUCAAAAAAGAAUGAUAUCUUAUUCUUUUGUGACAAAUGCUCGAAAUUAUAUAAUAAAGGAAACUUUUGUGAUUUCUGUGAAUAAGUGUAUGGGUCCUAUGAUGAUGAGGCAGGCUGGAUCCAAUGUGAUACUUGUCAAAAGUGGAAUCAUAUUGCAUGUGAAUAAAAAAAUAGGAAUUAAAAUAUUCAAAUAGAAUUUGAAACUAGUCAAUAUCACUGUUUGGGUUGUUCCAAAAAUAUCAAGAAACCUAAAAUAAUUAAAAAAGUUGAAGAACCUCCUGUUGUGAAAUAACGUCCAAUGAUAGAAUAAGAGGAUUGUAGAAACAGGGAAAAAAACAUUACUUUUGUUGCAACCAAGGAUAAUAAAAUUUAAUACACAUAUCGAUUCAAUUUAAUGGAUGAUGAAAUCAAGCAAGAUUUAGAUUAAUUGAGAAAUUCAACAAAAAAAAAACCAAAAAUUUAAUAAUCAUCUCCACCAAAAAUCUAAUAAAACAUCCCAACUUAAUAACCUACUCAAACUCAACAGCAAUAAACCCAAUAAGAAAGCUAAGAGACUUCAUUCGCUAAUAGAAAUUUAAGAAGAAGAAUUAAUUAAAAAAUCAACUAUAGAGAUUUGAUUGGGGAGUAUUGA
Paramecium tetraurelia is the source of this 1129-nucleotide messenger RNA. RefSeq lists its product as uncharacterized. Lineage: Eukaryota; Ciliophora; Oligohymenophorea; Peniculida; Parameciidae. The transcript is spliced from 5 exons. The record is from RefSeq and is a predicted model, not a curated record.